Acanthosepion pharaonis is the source of this 804-nucleotide messenger RNA. NCBI's taxonomy places the organism in Eukaryota, Metazoa, Mollusca, Cephalopoda, Sepiida, Sepiidae. The record is from the annotation of a GenBank genome assembly.
AUGUUUGAUAUUAACAGAAGAAAAUGUGAGCGAAAAUGUUUUUUUCUCUCCUUCUUUAAAAUAGAAACGUUAUGGAAAUACUGCAAAGCAAAAUCGGAACGAGCCCAACCAAUAAGCUGUCAAAUUAUCUCUCGCCCACAUAGUCUGCUCGUGCGAACGAUUCCGUUGGUUUUGUUCGGCAGUUCUCGCAAGAUCACAUUUCUAUCUAUCUAUCUAUCUAUCUAUCUAUCUAUCUAUCUAUCUAUCUAUUUGAUAUCACUUUCUUUACUUGAUCUCUCUCUCUCUCUCUCUCUCUUUAUCUAUUUCAGUUUUCUCUAUCUAUCUAUCUAUCUAUCUAUCUAUCUGAUUUUUUUCUUUAUCUAUCCAUAUGAUCUCUCUCUAUCUGCUCCUACUUAUUUCACUCUCUGUAACUAUAUCUCUUUCGUCCUUUUGCUGUCUACUGUCACCAUCUCUCCAUUCCUUUCGCCUGCUUUUCUCUCUCACCAUCGCUCUCCUUCUCAUUUUUUCUCUCUCAUUCUCACUCUAUUUAAAUUUCUUUCUUCUCCAUCUCUCAAUAUCCCCCUCUCUCUCUCUCACAUGGUAUUCUGUCUAUCUAUCUGCUCAAUCGUAAAUGCGUUCCAUUCGAUUCUACGUUUCUUUCGACAUUUUUGCCUCUACUUUCAAGAGAAGCUGAACAUCUAUAUUUACUCCUAUCUCUCUCUCUCCCCUCACUGUCUUACUAUUUCUCUUUCAAUCCUCCCCUCUGUCUCUCACUAUCUCUCUCUUUUAUUUCCCUCUAUUCCCAUUUAUCUUUCUUCGCCCUAA